Messenger RNA from Macrosiphum euphorbiae (potato aphid), 765 nucleotides. The record is from the annotation of a GenBank genome assembly. Lineage: Eukaryota; Metazoa; Arthropoda; Insecta; Hemiptera; Aphididae.
AUGAUGGAUUUCGCAGAAAACCAAUCCGUCAACUUGCAGUCGACCGAGACGGAAGUGAUGCAAAGCGUAUUUGCCGAAUUUCGGGCGGCAAGUUUCCACAUUCCUGAACGGACGCUGUUGCACUUUAGUCGGUACGUCAACGGACCAUCCUCGAUUAGCUGCCGAUACAGAUCCUUGGAAAACGUCACCGGACCAAUCGCGAUUAGCCGCGCAUACCAGUCUGAGCCAAACGUGACCGGACCAUCCGCGAUUAGCCACCUGCAGUCCAGGCCUGCAAACGUCACGGUACUUUGCCGAGGACCAAAAUAUGCUCAAGCAGACGACACCGCCACGGCGGAAAAGUCACCGCAGGCAGAGAGCAGUCGUAAGCCGUCUGACGCCGAGUCGAUGGGCCUCGAUCUGGUCGACCUGCAGCCGGUUGCCCCUAUCUUCCGGAAAAUCCCACUGCCACUACAAUGCGCUGGCCCGUCAGUGUCCGUCGACCAUCCCCUUGUGCUCAUCCCGGGAAACGUUGUCGAGGCUCCGCCGCCAUCAGAUGACCGGUCCAGACGAGACGAGACCGUGCCAGAACUGCCGACCGUUCUCGCGGCGCGUUCCAGCCAGGCAGAACUGGAACCGGAUACCGGAAACAGCGGUCACGGUGACAGCGAUGCAAGCGGGGUGGUGGCAACCGUGGACGACCCCGCGGCCAAAUAUAAAAAACGCACCACAAUUUGGAGACGGACGAAGCGAAUCGUCCGUCGCAUGUUUUGUUGCGGCGUUUGA